AUGGAAGCUGCUAAUGAAAUCAUGAGACAGGUUGUUCCGAUCCUCAUGGUUCCCAUUAAUAGAUACCUACGCUACCUCAUUUUAUGCACAAUAUAUAUGAGGGAGAUGGUUAUCAAAAUGAAAGAAUUAAAUGUCGUAAAAGACGGUGUUGAGGAGAAAAUGAGGCAAAACAUUAGUAACAAUCUUGAGGUUCCUAUCCAAGUCGGGGGUUGGUUGGGUGAUGUAGAAAAGAUUAAUGCAAAAGUUGAAAAUGUUUCUCGUGACACUGGCAGCUGUUUUAAUAUAAAGAUUAGAUACAGGGCAGGGAGGAAUGCCUUUGAGAUAAAUGAGGAGAUCGACAGUCUCAUGAGACAAUACAGAGAGAUCAACUGGGCAGAUCACCCCAUUCCUCCAGGAAUGGUUGAUUCCAUGAAGCCAUCCACCUCGACAACGUCAUCCGAACACAAUGAGUUCCAAUCAAGAGAGGUGACUUUUACAAAAGCACUUAAAGCACUCGACCCGAACCACAAAUCCCACAUGAUAGCCUUAUGUGGGAUGGGCGGAGUAGGGAAGACAACAAUGAUGCAAAUGCUGAAGAAGGUUGCCGAAGAAAAUAAAAUGUUUAACUUUAUUAUUGAGGUGGUGAUAGGGGAAAAGAUAGACUCUAUUUCCAUUCAGGAAGUUAUUGCAUAUUACCUCAGUGUAGAGCUCAACGAAAAAAAUAAGUCGGUAAGAGCUGAUACGCUUCGUCGAGGGUUCAAGGCCAAAUCAGAUGGAGGUAAGAAUAAGUUCCUCAUAAUAUUGGAUGAUGUAUGGCAGACUGUUGAUCUCGGAGAUAUUGGUUUAAGUCCUUUGCCAAAUCAAGGUGUCGACUUCAAGGUCCUGUUAACAUCACGAAACAGACAUGUUUGCACUAUGAUGGGGGUUGAAGGUAAUUCGAUUCUCCACGUGGGACUUUUAAUAGAUUCCGAAGCACAAAGAUUAUUUUGGCAGUUUGUAGAAACAUCUGAUCAUGAACUCCAUAAGAUAGGAGAAGAUAUUGUAAGGAAGUGUUGCGGUCUACCCAUUGCCAUCAAAACCAUGGCAUGUACUUUAAGAGAUAAAAGCAAGGAUGCAUGGAAGGAUGCACUGUCUCGUUUAGAGUACCAUGACGUUGACAAUGUUGCAUCUAAAGUUUUUAAAACGAGUUAUGACAAUCUCCAAGAUGAGGAGACUAAAUCCGCUUUUUUGCUCUGUGGAUUGUUUCCAGAAGAUUUCAAUAUUCCUACUGAGGAGUUGGUAAGGUAUGGAUGGGGAUUGAAAUUAUUUAAAAAAGUGUAUACCAUAAGAGAAGCAAGGACCAGGCUCAACACCUCCAUUGAGCGGCUCAUCCAUACAAAUUUGUUGCUUGAAAGUGAUGAUAUUAGAUGCAUCAAGAUGCACGAUUUGGUCCGUUCUUUUGUUUUGGGUAUGUAUUCUGAAGUGGAGCAUGCUUCAAUUGUCAACCAUGGUAAUACACUAGAAUGUCAUGCAGAUGAUACAUAUGACUCUUGUAAAAGACUUUCACUAACAUGCAAGAGUAUGUCUGAAUUUCCCGAAGACCUUAGAUUUCCAAACCUAACGAUUUUGAAACUCAUGCAUGGAGAUAAGUUCUUGAGGUUUCCUCAAGACUUUUAUGAAGGAAUGGGAAAGCUCAAGGUUAUAUCAUAUGAUAAAAUGAAGUAUCCAUUGCUUCCCUCGUCACCUCAAUGUUCUGUCAACCUUCGCGUGUUUCAUCUCCAUAAAUGCUCGUUAGUGAUGUUUGAUUGCUCUUGUAUUGGAAAUCUGUCGAAUCUAGAAGUGCUUAGCUCUGCUGAUUCUGCCAUCGACCGGUUGCCUUCCACAAUCGGAAAUUUGAAGAAGCUAAGGCUGCUGGAUUUGACGAAUUGUUAUGGACUUCGUAUAGAUAAUGGUGUCUUAAAAAAGUUGGUCAAACUGGAGGAGCUCUAUAUGACAGGGGUUGAGCGAGAUCGAAAGGCGAUUAGCCUCACAGAUGAUAACUACAAUGAGAUGGCAGAGCUUUCAAAAGAUCUUUAUGCAUUAGAACUCGAGUUCUUUAGAAACAAUGUUCAUCCGAAGAAUAUGUCAUUUGAGAAGCUACAACGAUUUCGGAUCUCAGUGGGGUGCUAUUUAUAUGGAGAUUCCAUAAAGAGCAGGCACUCGUAUGAAAACACAUUGAAGUUGGUUAUUAACAAAGGUGAAUUAUUGGAAUCUCAAAUGAAUAAGUUGUUUAAGAAAACAGAGGUGUUAUGUUUAAGUGUGGGAGAUAUGAAUGAUCUUGAGGUUAAGUCAUCCUCACAACCUCUUCAAUCCUCUUCGUUCUACAAUUUAAGAGUCCUUGUCGUUUCAGAGUGUGUGGAGUUGAAACACCUAUUCACAUAUGGUGUUACAAACACUUUGUCAAAGCUUGAGCAUCUUGAAGUUUACAAAUGUGAUAAUAUGGAAGAACUCAUACGUACCGGGGGUAGUGAAGAAGAGACGAUUACAUUCCCCAAGCUGAACUUUUUAUCUUUGUGUAGACUACCAAAGCUAUCGUGUUUGUGCGAUAAUUUCAACAUAAUUGAGCUACCACAACUCAUGGAGUUGAAACUUGACGGCAUUCCAGGCUUCACAAGCAUAUAUCCCGUGAAAAAGUUCGAAGCAUCCAGUUUGUUGAAGGAAGAGGUUCUGAUUCCUAAGUUAGAGAAAUUGCAUGUUGGUAGUAUGUGGAAUUUGAAGGAGAUAUGGCCUUGCAAAUUUAGUAGGAGUGAGGAAGUUAAGUUGAGAGAGAUUAAAGUGAGAAAUUGUGAUAAACUUGUGAAUCUAUUUCCGUACAAUCCCAUGUCUCUGUUGCAUCAUCUUGAAGAGCUUGAAGUCAAGAAUUGUGGUUCCAUUGAAUCGUUAUUCAACAUCGACUUGGAUUGUGAUGGUGCAAUUGGGCAAGAAGACAACAACACCAACUUGAGAAGAAUUGAAGUAAGGGAAUUAGGGAAGCUAAGAGAGGUGUGGAGGAUAAAAGGUGCAGAUAACUCGCAUCCCCUCAUCCAUGGCUUUCAAGCUGUUGAAAGCAUAAAGAUUGAAAGAUGUAAGAGGUUUAGAAAUGUAUUCACACCUAUCACCACCAAUUUUGAUCUGAGGGCACUUCUAGAGACCUCUAUACAUUACUCUGGAGAAAACAAGGGAAAUAAUGAAUCAGAAGAGAGUAGCCGAGAGCACGAGCAGUUGUUUUUUUCUUCUCAUUUCUUGUGGGGAUAAGAAAAGGAAGGCGGUGAGAGGAUUGUUGGUGGAUACAAUCGGUUCCAUGGGAUGUACGGUGGAAAAGGUGUGAGAUUUGAGAUCGCUUGGGGUAUCUGAGAUUAUGUUUGACCGUGGGGUGGUGGGAUGGUUUAUGGUGAGCCCAUUUUGAUUUAUAUAAAACAUGCAAGGGGUAAAAUGAUUAUUUUAUAUAUAUUUAAUGGUUCUCUUUUAAUGAUGAAAGCCUUACAAACCAAAACCACAAUGAAACCUUGUCAUAAGGAUGUUUUUUUUUUUUUAAUUUUUUUAAUUUUAGGAACAAGAACCACUUUUUUAAAGGCUAAUCAUAGAGAGCAUUUUUGCAGUUAAUCUAUAUCUAUUGUUUUUUGGUUGUGAAGCCCAAUAUUGAAACCAUUCAUCCUCUUCUUUAAAAAAAAAAAUAAUAAGGGGUACCAAUGCUAGCUUAUUCUUAACCGGUCAAAAAUGGCAAUAACUUAAAAGCAUAGGGACUGAUGUUUAUUCUAUUGUAUUUUAAUCGGUCAAAAAGAUUGUAUUGAAAUAGUUAGGGGACUUGGAUGGGAAGAUAAAGUUAGUUGUUGUUUGUUUUUUUGGGGACAAAAUAUCUGUAGUCUGCAGACCACAUUUGCAAACCUCUACAGUAGAAGAGGUGGAUCAAAUGUCUGCGGUUAGCAAGAAGAAAACUGUUUGUUUGUUUUUUAAUGUCUGCA
Messenger RNA from Lactuca saligna, 3938 nucleotides. Lineage: Eukaryota; Viridiplantae; Streptophyta; Magnoliopsida; Asterales; Asteraceae. The record is from the annotation of a GenBank genome assembly.